Xenopus laevis (African clawed frog) is the source of this 1638-nucleotide messenger RNA. RefSeq names its product cytotoxic T-lymphocyte associated protein 4 S homeolog (gene ctla4.S). The record is from RefSeq and is a predicted model, not a curated record. Bases 206 to 835 code for a protein of 209 amino acids. The transcript is spliced from 4 exons. NCBI's taxonomy places the organism in Eukaryota, Metazoa, Chordata, Amphibia, Anura, Pipidae.
UGCUGUGUUUGUGGAACCUGAAACAGAAUUCACAAUAUCCACUAAGAUUUUCAGUCGAGCCCAGACAGAGCUUGUUAGCGUGACCCUCACUGUAAGGCAGUUGGGUAUAUAAUAGAUGGAAAAAUAGAAAAUUUGAUUGAUACAAAUAGUUGAAUAUUUUAAAAGCAUACAGGAAAAUUACUUUGGAAUCACUGGUUGAACAGCAAUGUUGAAAAUAACAUUCAUCACUGGAAUCUUCUGCCUAAUUACCAAAGUCUCAGGCCUAAAGGUGACCCAGCCAGACAUAAUUGUGGCCAGCAGGCAUGGAAAGGCCACUCUUGUCUGUGACUACAGGACACGUGCCAAGGUUGAAGAGAUGCGUUUUAGGCUUUUAAGGAAAAUGGGUAACCAAAUGAAAGAGAUUUGUGCUUUCAGCUACUCUACAAACUAUGAAUCAGUUACCACUGGUGACGCCAUACAUUGUGAAGGGGAGCCUGGUCCAAACAACGUGACUCUGCAUGUAUCAGGGAUGCAGAUAUCUGACACAGGAAUGUACAUCUGCAAACUGGACAUCAUGUAUCCACCUCCCUAUCGGACAACUGAAGGGAAUGGUACUCUUAUAUAUGUCAGUGAUCUUAUGUCUGAAUGUGCACAAUCAAUGGUGCCACCCGAAUCCAUUCUUGAUCAAAAGAUUCUUCUGGUUGUCUGCUUCGUUUUGUUUUUGUACUGCCUGAUUAUCACUGCUGUCCUGUUGUGUGGGAAGCAACGGAAGAAAUUCAAUAUUGGAAAUUAUGAGAAGAUGUUGGAGUCAGAUCAAGGGAAUGGCUUUUCGCCCUAUUAUAUCCGUUUCAACUGAACGUUACAUGUUCAACGCAUCCUUUCAAAUUUAGCCAUAUGAUGAGCCAUAGCAGCCUCACCAGAUAUGUCUGUAGUAAUAUAGUUAUAAAUGAAUGUAAUGUAAUUAGACACUCAUAUUUGCUGAUGAUGAUACCUCAAAAUGCUCUUAUAGCAGCAUUAGAGUCAUUUUUUAAAGAUUUUGUGGAGCCUUAACAAUUUAGUUUAGGGCUAGGGUUGCGACCUGUCUGGAUUUCACCCGAAAAGCAUGGUUUUUGGAAGGGCUGUCCAGGUGAAAACUGCCUGUCCAGAUUUCCAAAUUAGGAAAUCCGGACAGGAAUGUUUGAAAAUCCGGACAGGUCAUUGAAGUUAAUGACAUGGCGAUCAGCCAAUUGUCAUCAGUUUUUAGCAGAGACAAUUCUCAGCAUUUUCCAUGGCAGGAUAUUUUCUUUUUUUCAUUACUGUGACAUGUAAGUGCUACUAGUAGCUCUGUGCUCUGUGUAUCUUCACCUUAAUGGUCACUGGUUAGACAUCUUUAGUUCAUGCCUUGCUUUCUCAGGUUUGAACCCCCAGCCUCUCUUCAUUACCCUUGGCCCUAUAGUUUGUUUCCCAGGUCUUGCACAAGUCUAUAAGUAUUCAAGCAUUUAUAUUCAGAAUUCAGGGUUGCCACCUUGUAUCUUCCAAUGAAGUACCUGUAAGCCCAAGGCUACAGUGGUGAAUAAUGCAUUUGUAGUUUUCAGAGUUAAAAGGGUUGUUACAUUUUAUUAUGAUGUAAGAGGGUGAAAUUCUUUGACAAUUUACAAUUGUUUUUAAUUAUUUAUGGUU